AUGAACGUCACACGGCCCGCCCGAUGCCUCUUGUGCAGCUUCUCCCGUGCUGCCACGCCCGGCACGCGAGUCCCUCGUCGCCAAUUCCAUCCCACACCUGCGUCUCUUACGAACCGGAAGCCCAAGUUCCCCAAUGUCAAGUCAUCCCCAGGAGAGAACUUCAAGCCUUACACGGAGGAGCAAAAGGCCGAACUGGCUAAGCAGUACACUGAAGCACAAAUGGCCGCUAUCAACGCCGGUGAAGCCGCUAUCGAUCCUAAGGAUCUGGCCGACCAGCUCCACGAACGCAGCGACCCUAUGAGCUUCAAAUAUCUUGAUGAUUUUUCUGUCAUUGAGCCCGGCAUCGAUCACCACCAGCGCGCUCCGUUGUCGAACUCGGACUUUAAAUUCCAAUUCAAGAACAACGACGAUUUCGCGGAAGACUUUGGCCGUUUUAUUGCCGAGAUGCCCGACGAUGCCACCGGUGCUGACUUUGUCCGCUGGGCAGACAACCUGCGCGUGACAAAGGGCAAGGAGGAGAAUGAGCUGAACGCACCUAGCGCAUUGGUUCCGGACUUCUUCGGUCCCGGCGAAACCAUUGACGAGCCCAGCGUAUCAGAGCAGAAGACUGCUGCUGAGCUGGGCGUGAAGGAGCGCUCAGCAGAGGCCGAGGAAAUGACGGAUGCUCUCAAGAGCCUUCUCCUGGCUACAGGAUACACGGAGCGACAGGUCAAGGACCUCCGUACCAAGACUUUGGUCAUGCACAGCGUUACGAACCAGACUCGACUAGGAAAGGUCCGCCGUGCGUACCGUCUCUCCAUUGCUGGUAAUGGAAACGGUCUCCUUGGUAUCGGUGAGGCCAAGUCCGACGAAGCGGCCGACGCCAAGAUCCAAUCUCAAUACCGUGCCAUCCGCAACAUGCAACCCAUCCCCCGUUACGAGAACCGAACCAUCUACGGCGAUGUUAAGGGCAAGGUUGGAGCUACGUCGUUGCAGCUGAUGCACCGUCCACCUGGCUUCGGUCUUCGCGUUCAGCACCUCAUCUACGAAAUGUGCCGCGCCGGCGGUAUUCACGACCUUUCGGCCCGAACUGGCCGUUCAAGAAACCCCAUGAACACUGUCAAGGCCGCCUACGAGGCUCUCAUGAGCCAGCGCAACCCCGAUCAGAUUGCCCACGCACUUGGCAGGAAGCUUGUCGAUGUGCGCAAGGUCUACUACGCGGGUAAGGUUUAA
Molecule: messenger RNA, 1212 nt
Organism: Penicillium olsonii
Lineage: Eukaryota; Fungi; Ascomycota; Eurotiomycetes; Eurotiales; Aspergillaceae
Source: the annotation of a GenBank genome assembly